Pneumocystis jirovecii RU7 is the source of this 1785-nucleotide messenger RNA. RefSeq lists its product as uncharacterized. The record is from RefSeq and is a predicted model, not a curated record. NCBI's taxonomy places the organism in Eukaryota, Fungi, Ascomycota, Pneumocystomycetes, Pneumocystales, Pneumocystaceae. The transcript is spliced from 6 exons. The coding region runs from base 1 to 1785 and encodes 594 amino acids.
AUGGAGGAGACAAUUAUUCCUCGCUGUUUUUCUCUUAUGAAAUCCAAAGAAAACACUCAAAAAUUUGUAGCUCUUGCUAUGUUACCAUCUAUUCUUUCUAAAGCACCUUCUCGUGCACUCGAAUGCUGGAAAGAACUUGAUUUUCAAUGGAUAGAUCGUUUAUUAAAAUCUGAAGAACCAUCAGAUAAUAAGACACAAAAUAUAUCUCUAGAAUAUAAAACUCUAGCGUUAAAUAUUCUUACUUCUUUUGCAUCAUUUCCUGAACUGUCUCAAGAUCCUAAUAUGAUUAAUCGAAUACCCUCUUUAAUAUCUAUUUUACCAGAAAAUAAUCUUUCAUUCAUAUCGUCUGUUUUAGAUUUACUUAUCGUUUUAACAGAAUCACAUUUAGGUGCAAUUAAAAUAUUAGAUUACCAGCAAGCCAAGAUCAUAUACAAUUGUAUGCAAAUGUCAUGUGAUGCAUUAUCCGAAAAGAUAAUUAAUCUAAUAAAACAUGCAUUUAUAAAAUCUUUAACUUAUGUAUCUGGCAUUCAUCAUUUUAAACUAUCUCUCAUAAAAUGUGUAAAAGAUAUAGCAAAUAUUCUUGAACAAAGUAAGGGAAAAAAGAGAUUAAUUAUACUUUCUUUUUUUGAUGAUAUUUUUUCAAAUAUUAAGAAAGAAUUUUAUGAUGUUCUAAUUAAAGAUAUGAAAGUUAAAAAAAUAUUAUAUAACAUUUUAUAUACUCUCAUAAAAGAGGAUCAAUCUAAUUCUACUCGGAAAAUUACAUCAAGUCUUUUAUCUUCAAUUCUCCGUUUACAAAGUGUCGAUUUUAUAUUAUCAUCUGCAUCAAAUCAAGAAGAAGCUAGAACUUUUUGCGUGCUUUUUACUAGUUUAGCAUCAGUGGAUAUUCGUUCAAUAUUACCUACUAUAAUGAAAAAGUUAGCAUCUAAAGAUAUUUCAGAUGAAUCUCAAAGACUUUCUACAGACUAUGAAAUCUUAGAAUCCAUGAUAAUUUAUCUUUCGAAUUCGGAAACCAUUAUUUUUCAAGCUUCAGAGUUAUUACUUUUACAAAGAUCUUUUAAAGAAGCGUUUGAAGAGUCAAUAGAUUUCCUAAAAGAUAGAUGGGAAAAUUUGAAAAAAAAUGAAAAUUCAUGUUCAAAAGAAAACUUCUCAGAUAUUUUUAGCGACUUAAUUAUAGUGUCAUCUGUAAGAUCGCUAUGUUUAUGGUUAAAGGAAGACGAAAGCUUAAGAAAAUACGCAUUACCUAUUAUGGAUAUAUUUAUAUAUUUAUGGAAAGAAAAAAAUUCAUAUAAUAUUGAUUAUCGAUUAUGGAUAUGUAAUGGAUUACAAGGAAUGAUUACUACAGAAGAAGGAUGGAACAAUUUUCAUGAUUUAAAGUUUUGGAAUAUAAUAUCAACAGAUCUCAUAAAAAACGAAUCAGAAAAAUCUGAUAAAUAUUUUACAUAUAUUGGAUUAUCAGAAUGCGAAUUAUUGCUUCAAGCAGUAGACAAAUAUCAAAAACCCGAAGAAAAUUGGCUUAAUAUAAUUAAGCAUCCAAAAAAAAUAAACAAAAAAGAUAACCUUAAAGCAGAACUCUCCAUUAAAAUAAUUAUUCUUAGUUUAAUCAUUUUAAAAAAGCUGGGAGCCACAUUUUUAACACAACAUCAAGAGCUUUUAUCAGAUCAUCUAGAAAUAUCAUUAAUAUGGAUCCGUUUUCUCAAUUCAAAAGAAUUAGACUGUUCUUGGACUAUUCCUAUAGAAUUAAAGGACGAACUACUUAUUCAUUUAGAGAACUUACGUUCUAUGUAA